This is a messenger RNA of Saprolegnia parasitica CBS 223.65, 1248 nucleotides long. RefSeq lists its product as hypothetical. Lineage: Eukaryota; Oomycota; Saprolegniomycetes; Saprolegniales; Saprolegniaceae. The record is from RefSeq and is a predicted model, not a curated record. Bases 1 to 1248 code for a protein of 415 amino acids. The transcript is spliced from 6 exons. Gene Ontology annotation, molecular function: oxidoreductase activity.
AUGCUCGCCUUCGACGGGCAAGUGGCGCUCGUGACCGGCGCCGCCGGCGGCCUCGGCUCGACGUGGGCCCGCUUCUUGCACGAGCGCGGCGCGACGUGCGUCCUUGUGGACACCGACCCGCGCAUCCUCCAGCUGCCAUCGGCGCCAUCGGUGCGCUGGACCGCGGUCGUCGCCAACUGCGCCGACGAGCGAGAGGGCCGCCGUGUCGUGGACGACAUUGUCUCCGCGCAUGGCCGCGUUGACAUCCUCUUGCAUGCGGCGACGCAGGUGCACGAUGCUGCGUUCCGCAAGAUGACGCGCGACCAGUGGGAGGCGGUCCUCGAGCACGACCUCUCUUCGGCGUUCACCAUGACGCGCGCGGUCUGGGCGGCCAUGCGGCAGCAAAACUAUGGGCGCAUCCUCCUCUGCACGAGCGCGAGUGGCUUGUACGGCAACUUUGGCCAGGCCAACUAUGCGGCCUCGAAGAGCGGGGUGUGGGGGCUCACCAAGGCGCUUGCGAUUGAAGGCCGCAAGUACGGCAUUGCCGUCAACGCCAUCGCGGCCGUCGCUGGCACGUCGCUGACGCAGUCGGUCAUGCCGACCGAGAUCUACUCGCGCUUGAAGCCGGCGUACACGACAUCCAUGGUCGCCUUCCUCUGCCAUGGCUCGUCGUCCGAGAACGGCGGCAUCUUUGAGACGGGCGGCGGCUGGAUCGGCAAGGUGCGUCUCGAGCGCAGCGCCGGGCUCGGCUUCCCGCUCAACGCGACACCCGAGACAGUGGCGCAAAACUGGAGCCAGGUCGUGAGCUUUGCGAAAGCGACGCACCCCGAGACGACGCAGGAUUCGUUUGCGCCCAUGCUUCGCAACGUCAACGCGCCGCCCGACACGGUGCACACGGCCUUCACCAAGAAGAUCCGCGCGAUCUUUGACCGUGUCCACAACGUGCUGCAGAGCCCCGAGGGCCAUGCGCUCGUGGCGCCUGUCCUUGGGUCGUCGCUGCAGUGGACGGUCGGUGACGCGGUCUUUGUCAUCCGCGUCAGCGCCGAGAGCAAGACGGUGCUGAUCGGACGACCAUUGACGCCGGUCGACCUCGAGAUUCGCAUGACCGAGAGUGACUUCGUGGCCUUUGUCUCGGGCAGUUUGCGCCUCGAGCGUGCGAUCUCGACCAAGAAGAUGGCGUUCGUCGGCAACAUGAAGCUCGCGAUGAAGCUCCAGCCGUUCGUCAAGGUGCUGGCGCAGGCGCAGGCCGGCCUCCAGUCGCGCUUGUAG